Messenger RNA from Prunus armeniaca (apricot), 786 nucleotides. The record is from the annotation of a GenBank genome assembly. Lineage: Eukaryota; Viridiplantae; Streptophyta; Magnoliopsida; Rosales; Rosaceae.
AUGAUGGCCUGUUUGAUCUUUCUCUUCUUUUCUUUGUUGGUUAAUCUGGACUCCUCGGAGUCGGCUAGGAUUGUGUUAAUCCUUAUGACCUUCUGGGCUGGCUCCACAGCAGUAUCGUGGUCCUCAAUAUGCUGGAUGGCCUACUUGACGAUGGCUCCACAGCAAAGCAAUUAUUCGUAUUGUGCCCGUGUGUUGCACGGAAAGUACAAUAUUUUAUGGUAUCCCUCUUAUCUGGAUCUCCUUUCAAGGGUGGCGGUCUUUUUACCCAAGUUCUCCUUUGACUUUGUCUUUGUCCCUGCUGCCAAGCUUGUCGCUUCUUUGGUCUACGCACUUGGUCGGUCAAUCUUCCUGCUCAUAAGACUUCUUCGCUGUGAUUCGAUUGUCAUCCCAGAGUGCGUAGCGUUCCGCGGUCGCGAAGACCUCUGCCAAAGUCUGGAUGGGAGUGAUAGUCAACUCGCGGGAUUUGUCGGGCUUCUUGUGCAGGUUGUACAGGUGGUCAGGGUUCUUCUGAUUGUCUGGAUCAUAAGGCUUUUGAAAUGCUUCAUAUGGCUUUCGGGAUCGAAAUCCCCUUUGAACCAUGUGAAAGAGGGCGUUGAGAAUCGUUUCGGGAGAGUAGCCUACUCGAUUUCGGCGGUGAAAAGUGAGGAGUUUGCUUGGUCUACCUCAACGCGUAGUGCAUCUUUGAAAUUUCCGCCAAUCUUUAAGUCUCAAAGUCGGUUAUUCACAAGUUUCUCAACGUCUUCUGCACACAUGGAUGGGGUCGACCUUCUCGGCUGCGCUACCUAG